Gigantopelta aegis is the source of this 1794-nucleotide messenger RNA. RefSeq lists its product as uncharacterized. The transcript has 2 exons. Gene Ontology annotation, molecular function: DNA binding. The record is from RefSeq and is a predicted model, not a curated record. Gene Ontology annotation, cellular component: nucleus. NCBI's taxonomy places the organism in Eukaryota, Metazoa, Mollusca, Gastropoda, Neomphalida, Peltospiridae. The coding region runs from base 1 to 1794 and encodes 597 amino acids.
AUGCUUCGAGUCAAGCUACCAAUGGUUGUGAUUAACCGACCAAAAGCCAAUUACAAACAGUACUCUUAUGAAUCACUGGAAAAUGCAUAUGAAUCGGUGUGCAGUGAAGGAAUGCCAAUUAAAAAAGCAGCUGCAGUCUUUUCAGUGCGAUAUUCAACACUUCAUGAUCGUGUGAGUGGCAAGAUUCAGCUUCAAUGCACCAGGUCUGGACCAGAAGCAUUGUUGUCACAGGAAGAGGAGCAGACUUUAGUCCAGCAUAUUGAAUUCAUGUCAUCUGUCGGCUACGGCUAUACUCGUAUGGAGGUCACAGGUAUUGCUACUGAUUUUGCAGUUUACAUCGGAAAGAAAGAGAAGGAAGGCAAAAACUUAUCUUUACAGUGGUUUUACAGUUUUAUGAAGAGAUGGCCUGAACUGAAAGUACAAAAACCGAGAUCUCUGGAAAUAAUGCGUGCAAAAGCGACAUCAGAGGAAACCGUAAAUACCUAUUUCAAUGAAUUGGAAACCAUUCUGAAUAAAUACAAUCUGAAGAACAGUCCACAGUCAAUAUACAACAUCGAUGAAAAAGGCAUUGUUGAAAAUCACAAACCUCCAUCUGUUGUUUCUUCACGUUUUGAAGUACCAGUUGCAGUAACAUUAGGCAAAUCAAACACGACAACUGUUAUUGGGUGCGGCAAUGCUCUUGGGGUGGCCAUACCUCCAUAUUUUGUAUUUAAGGGACAAAGAAUGCGCCAGGAGCUCCUUUCAGGCUGUACAGCAGACACCGCAGGGACAGUCAGUGAAACAGGCUGGUCCAAUUCUGAAAUCUUUCAGAUGUACCUGAGUGACCAUUUUACAAAAUAUGCUCCAUCGGCAUCAUCUGAUCAACCUAUCUUGAUUUUGUAUGAUGGCCACAAGUCACACAUAAAUAUCUCCUUGAUUCAGUGGGCACGGGAGAGGAACAUCAUAAUAUUUGUUUUGCCUGCUCACACUUCCCAUGUUCUUCAGCCCAUGGAUGUUGGAUGUUUUGGCCCAUUUGAAACAAUUUAUAAUGGAAUGAAGCAUACCUAUUUGCGGGAACAUGCAACUUCAGGAAUUGACAGGUAUUCCCUGUGUGAGAUUGCUUGUAAAGCAUACUGUUCUGCCUUAACACCUGUCAAUCUGCAAGCAUCUUUCAGGAAGACCGGCAUAUACCCUUUUAAUAGAAGUGUCCUGAAGCAAUCAAAUUUUCUCCCAGCAACAGUGUUCUCUUCAACUAAAAUAGCAAGACAACAAGAAUCUGGAACAGUCACCACUGAUGUUAGCCCCAGCCAAUGCAACAAAUUCUUCAGAAGUGCUGAAGAGACUAUUACAAGAAAUGCAAGGCCAACAAAGAAAAGAAAAGUGCUCAGUGCCGUUGUUGGUGGGAAGGCCAUCACUGAAGAUGACAUUUUAGAAAACAUUCAAAAACACCAAGAACAACAGCAAAAGAAAAAGCCCUUGCCUAAAAGAAAACCAAGACCUACUAACAACACCACAGAUUCACAAAUGCCAAGCACAUCGGGAGUUAGCAGUAGACCAAAAGCAAACCGACAUGUUGCUAAUGACUCUGACACAUCCGAUGAAGAACCUGAGGAUUCCAAUGACCUGUGCUGCAAAUGCAAACGUAUGCAGCCAGAGGAAUUCAGACACUGUGUCUCACUCUGCUUUGUGUCCUGGGCUCAGUGCACCCACCAAUCAUGCAAUCAUUGGGUUCACCUUAAAUUCUGUACCUCUGUUAGAGUAGUAACGCGACACUCCGAAUUUUGGUGCCCUUGUCACAUAGAACAAGAGGAGUAA